CAAAGAUAUUCAAAAUACUUCAGAUAAUAUCACCUUGAGAUUGAAUAGUCAAUUGAUACAGACAGAUUCUUGUUAAAUGUGUGCUUGUUGAAUGCAAGGAUUGUGAUCAAAAGGUUAAAAAGAGAAACACAGCUGUUUUCAUACUAACCAGAAAGAUUUAUAUAAUCACAUUAGAAAACAACAACCUGGUUUUAAAUCACAAUGGAAAAGUUGCAGUUCACAUUUAAGAUGCUAGCUGCUUCAGAUGGAAAGUCAAAUGUGCUUUGUGUGACCAGAAUAACCACAACAGAUGGACAUAUAUUCAAAAUCCCACAUGAGUGUUUGAAUGCAUUAUUACAUGUAAACUCAAUAAAAACUCCAGCAUAUACAAAAAUAAAAAAAAUUGCUCACAAAGAGGCCAAAAAGGAGACUAUAACUAAAGAAAUGAAAAAUACUUAUUUCGAGGAGGAUGGAAAUAUCCAAUUUGAAAACUAAUACUUAGAGGAGAAAGCAGAAAGAAAGAAGAAAGCAGUGACACAAAUACAAGUACUAGUGCUUCAGAACAAUUAUUAGGGAAACUAUUAGAGAAAAUAGUGUAGAAUAACCAAGAAAAAGGUGAAGGAAGAAAUGUGGGUAAAUUGGCCAAAUAAUUUACUAUUGGAAAAAGUGAUGGAAAAAAUGCUAAUGCAGAGCAGUGGUUAAGAAGUUUUGAAAAAUGAUGUGGAAGAUUCGAAAUUCAUGAAGUAUAAAAAAUUAUUAAUUUUAAACUUAUUCAUGGAAAAAGUUGCUGCAGAUUGGUAUGAUUGUACGCUAUUAAAACUCACUAUCACAGCAGAAUGGGAUGAUUGGAGGGGAAAUGAUUGUAAGAUUUUCUCAUAUAAAGCGAGAUGCCGACAGUUAAUCCGGAUUUUGAGCCUGUGAGGACAAAUGACAGUGAAGAAUUCGAGCACGGUGAAAAUUUGAGGAUUUGGAAAAACGUACUUGUUCUUGGAUUUGCUUUUAUGCUUCAUUUCACCGCCUUCUGGGGUGCUUCUAACUUGCAGAGCUCAAUUAACUCUGAUGAGGCACUAGGGACUUUUACUUUGUCUGCAAUUUAUUCAUCGUUGAUAAUUUCCAAUAUUUUUCUGUCAUCGUUCGUCAUCGAUAUUUUGACGAUAAAAUGGACCAUGUGUUACGCUUUCAUCACCUACAUGCCUUUUAUUGGUGCUCAAUUCUACCCGAAAUUUUACACUAUGAUACCAGCAGGUUUAGCAGUCGGACUUGGAGGAGGUCCUUUAUGGUGUGCGAAAUGCACUUAUCUCACAAUAAUCUCAAGAGCUUAUUCCAAAAUAACUGGAGUCGCUGAAGAACUAAUCUACCCAAGAUUUUUCGGUGUAUUCUUCAUGUUUUAUGCCCUGUCUCAAGUAUGGGGUAAUCUGAUAAGCUCUGCAGUUCUAUCUGCGGGAGCACCGACAAAACCUUUCUCCGAAGAUCAGUCUCUGCAGAAUCUCACCGCCCUUUUCACCGACUCGCUUUCCAUUUGGAAUGAGGAUAAAAUAUGUGGCGCCAAUUUCUGCCUAGCCGAAGUGAAUAAAACUGCAAAUCCCAACUUGCAGAAGCCAGAGGAUGGGAAAAUCAGACUCAUCGCUGGCAUUUAUUUGGUUUGCAUGCUUCUUGCGUCACUCAUCAUCGGAAUUGGAUUGGACUCAAUGAAUAGAUACUCGAGAAAAGAUAAGGAGGCCACUAAAAGAAUUUCAUCAUGCAAAUUAUUGGCAGUAACCUGCAAACAAUUAGGAAAUCCCUUUCAACUACUUUUAUUGCCCAUAAUGAUGUUCAUUGGAGCAGAACAGGCAUUUAUAGCAGCAGAUUUUACUGUAGCCUAUGUAACUUGUGGAUGGGGUGUGGAGAACAUCGGCUUUGUAAUGAUUUGUUUCGGUGUCUGCAAUGGAAUUGCUUCCACAUUCAUUGGAGGACUAUCGAGAAUUUUCGGAAGGAAGUUCUUCAUUAGCCUAGGAUUUAUUCUACACUUAUCACUGAUCGUUCUUCUCAAAUUCUGGGUGCCAAGUUCUCAGAACAGAUUCGUCUAUUUUGCCAUUUCUGGGUUUUGGGGAUUCUCAGAUGCGAUAUGGUUGGUCCAAAUUCACUCACUAAAUGGAAUUCUCUUCAAUGGGAAGGAAGAAGGGGCCUAUAGCAAUUUUCGCUUAUGGGAAUCUCUAGGUUCAGUAAUCACAUAUGCUUACGGUCCUUUCUUAUGUACGCACCUCAAGCUUUAUUGGUUGAUAUUCUUGCUUCUUAUUGGAGUCAUCUGUUAUUCCGUCAUUGAGUACAAACAUGAACGUAGGGAACAAGAGGAAUCACUGAAAGGAACCAAAUUCACACAAAUCGAAGGUUGAAUCUGUUCCCACUACUUAUGGACGAAUAUGAAAAUAAGAUAAGCUUCAAUCGUUCAUAUUAAAAACUGAUGAAAAAAAUUCAGGAUCAAACUUGUUGGUUAACUUAAAAGACAAUGCAGCGGAAUAUUGUGCAAGUAAUUGAACUCCGAGAUAAAGUUCUCAUUGAACCAUUUUUAAAAUUCAUAUUCAUUGUUUUAUCAUUCGAAGUUGGAAGCUGAUUUUGACUCAUUAGUAAUCCCGGUGCACAUGAGGAGCAAAGUAAUCGAGGCGUUGCGAUAGAUUUGAACUCAAAGAUACAUUGCUUUUCCCCAUUUCCGUUGAAAACUGUCACAGCGUUCUGAUUACUUCGCAGCUGCACCGAGCGUUACACUAAUGUGUUCGUGAAGUUGGCACCCACUUUUUCGAAAAUGCAUUCGUUAGUAACUCGUUAGUUACUAUUUGUGAGACCAAAAUUUUCGAUUGAACCUCAAGUAUACUGGUAGAAAAAUAUCGUAUUCCGCUGUGGUACCUACUAACUUUUUUGUCGAUUUUUUUUACUUCUCUCGAGAAAAAAAUAAUCAGUUUGAAAAUCCAUCCAAUAACUGUUUGUUACACAACAAUUUUGGUUUGUAACCUAACUAGUAAUGAAAAAAUAUAACUAAACUAAAAUUUCAUAUUUUUCCUUCGCCCCGAUAGUACUUCGUUAGUUACUAGUUGUUAAACAAAAGAUUUCGUUUGUAACGUAAACUAUAAAAGAAAAUAGCACCCCAAAACUGCGAAGUUAGCACCAACUAUUUAGAAAAUUCUAUAUUUUUCUUUUGCUUCCGAUAGUACUUCAUAAGUGACUAUUUGUGAAACAAUAAAUUUCGUUUGUAACAAAACCUUUAAAAGAGAAAAGCCACCCUUAAAUUGCUAAGUUAGCAACCACAUUUUCAAAAACUCUAUAUUUCUGUUUUGUUUCCGUUUGUACUUCGUUAGUCAUUAUUCGUAAAAAAAUCUUUGUUCGUAACCUACCCCAUAAUGGAAAAAUGACACCCAAAAAUGCGGAGUUACUACCUCCAUCCUAUAAAAUCACAAUUUUUUUGCACCCUAGAGUUCUACGUUAGUGAAUAUUUAUAACAAUACAACAACAAACAAUAAAUAUGUUCCUAACAAAAUUUGUAAUUGAAAAAUACUACCGCCUUAAUUGGGAAUUAAGCACUUAUAGUCUUAACAGUUCUCGAUUUUUUUCAAAAAAUUGAAUGCCAUUUUUACAUAUUAUCUUGUAAAAUCAGAACAAAAAUUCAUGUCACAAAUAGUUUCAAAUGUAUGAUUAUAGAAAGCAUAAAAGUAAUUCAGAAUUUUUCAAAAUGUGUGUGUUUUUACAUUUUAGGGGUGCCAUUUUCUAUUACAGGUGAUACUACAAAUGAAAACCGUAGUGUUAUAGAAGCCGAAGAGAAAGCGAAAACUAUUCAAUAUAUCUGUUCUACAUUCACAUUAUCGUUUAGGUAAGUUACAAACAAAGAUCUUAGAAAUACUAUUUGUUUAUAACGAAUUACUAUUGAAAACAAAAGAAGAAUAUGAAAUUCACGAAAAUGUGGCUGCUUCUCCCUAUUAAAGGUUAAAGUUAGCACCCCAGCGGAAUGUGAUAUUUUUCUACCAGUACCUAUCCUUGCGGUACAAAUGAAAAUUUUAGUGUAACAAAUAGUUACGAACGAAUGCAAAAAAAAUUCUUCAUUUUCGAAAAAGUGGGUGAUUUGUACACCACAUCAAUCCGUCCUAGUCCUAUUCGAGUCAUCUGAUUCAUACACGUUGUUCAACUUCGUUAUUUGAUCUAGAAUUGAAUUACAGAGAAAAGGGGUAGAUGUGUUUAGAGAUAAUUUUCUAUCCGAAAUGAAAUAUGUUUUAUGCGAAAUUCCACCUAAGAUGAAUCGAAAUAAUGUCAAUAAUCGCGUUGAGAAAUAUUCUUUUAAAUCAUAUCAAAAAAUUCGUAAGCAGUUAGUUUAUUAGAAUUAAUUUAAGAUGUACCAUUAUCCUGAGAGAAAAAUGAGAUUGUGAUUUUUUUUCUUCAUGACUGUGAAAUCCAUGUGUAUAUUUCUAGAAAUAAAAUCUGUAAAAUUGAAAUAGAAAAUAAUAUAUUUUACAUAGUUUACUA
Messenger RNA from Harmonia axyridis, 4464 nucleotides. Its product is annotated as UNC93-like protein. Lineage: Eukaryota; Metazoa; Arthropoda; Insecta; Coleoptera; Coccinellidae. Gene Ontology annotation, molecular function: potassium channel regulator activity. The transcript has 8 exons. Bases 867 to 2351 code for a protein of 494 amino acids. Gene Ontology annotation, biological process: regulation of muscle contraction; regulation of potassium ion transport. The record is from RefSeq and is a predicted model, not a curated record. Gene Ontology annotation, cellular component: striated muscle dense body; plasma membrane.